GCAGCGUGGGUGCGAACAACUUUUUUGCCGAUGCUAUGAUGCAGCCACCACCACGCUUCCGCCCUGGGCAAUGGCCUAUGUCGCCCAUAUCAAAACCCACCAAUGUUAGGGAAGUAGGUAAGUAGGUAGGUGGGUGUGGUCAGUGUUCCACGAUUGUUGUUGGGUGUGGCUUGUUGACAUUCCUGGGACGACUCAGGACAAAUGCCGGGGACUCGAAUUAGGAAACGAAACAGAUGCGUCUGUCCCGGUUGAAGCACUGUUUUUCAGACGCUACGGGUUACCAGCUGAUCGCACUGAGCCAGGAUGGCAAAGACGGAAGGGCUCCUCUUCAGACAGCUGUUUGAGUCAGAGAGCAGCACGUACACCUACCUGCUUGCAGACACGAACACCAAGGAGGCUGUCAUCAUUGAUCCUGUGCUGGAGACCAUUGACAGGGACCUGAAGCUCAUAAAGGAACUUGGACUCAAUCUAACAGUGGCAGUUAACACCCACUGCCACGCAGACCACAUAACAAGCACUGGCCUGAUGAAGCAAAGAGUGGCUGGACUGAAGAGUGCCAUCUCCAAAUUCAGUGGUGCCACUGCUGACAUCCACUUAACAGAGGGAGACAAUAUCCCCUUUGGACGACACUCUCUGACUGUGAAAGAGACACCAGGACACACUGACGGGUGUAUAACGCUGGUAACUGGGGAUCAGACUAUGGCUUUCACUGGUGACGCUCUCCUCAUUAGAGGCUGUGGCAGGACAGACUUCCAGCAGGGUUGUGCAGAAAAGCUCUACCAUUCAGUCCAUGAGAAAAUCUUCACCCUGCCUGAUGAGUGCCUCAUCUACCCAGCACAUGACUACUUAGGUCAGACGGUUUCUACAGUGGGCGAGGAGCGCAAGUUUAACCCACGCUUGACUAAGAGCAUGGAGGAGUUUGUGGAGCUCAUGAACAACCUGAACCUCCCUAAGCCUAAAAAAAUAGAUAUUUCAGUGCCUGCUAAUCUGGUUUGUGGACUGCACCACGUUUGAAUGCAUGAAAAAGGCUUGUGAUAAAGCCAUAUGCACGACUACAAAAUGAUUGAUAUUUACUUGUUAAUCAAAACUGCUUAUCAUAAAGUGAUCUAUGGUGGUUCCCUGUGUAAAUGGAAAAGUUAAUUUUUGAACUGUUGUGAUAAUUUAUAGUUAAGCCACUGAGAUUAUAUUUAAAAAAAUAUAUUUAUGUUUAUUUGAGCUGUUUGUGAAUGCAUUUUAAAAACACUAAUAGUAUACUUUGUUAAUGGUGUAAAGUUGUUUACAUUUUUAUGUAAGUAGUCCAUUCAGAUGUGUUAUCGUGAAUUGGGAGGGAAAUUUAUGAGCAGGAAAACUCGGGUAGGAAUGUUCCAUUCAAGGUUUGGUUUAGUAUUCAUGAAUGCUUAACUGGGACAAAUGAGUUCUUCCACAUGGCCUUUUCAGUGAUUCCGGUCUCCCCUAGCCAAGGACACGCACACAUGCACACACACUCUUUCAGUCUUCUGCAGGCAAUGGCUUUUUUUGCAUAGCAGGAAAAUAAAACUACACUAUUUGCAUUCACAAUCAAUAAAGGCAAGUCUUCCUUGCACAACUUGUCAUUGCCAUCUGUUUGUGAUCUCUUAGAUGUCAAACAGGAAUUUUAAUUUUUAAACGUUUAAUAUUAUCUAAGUAAGGUAUAAAAAAGUGAGCUUAUGCCAGGAAUCAGACCUGCUUCCAGAUUUCCCAAUGACUGUGCGAGCUGUUCUCAUAGUUAACAGAUCAUCAGCCAGUAUGACAGGUUUGUUUGGGCGUGCUGCCCUCUGACUCAGUCACAGAAACUUGCGCAUGUGGGAAUAAGCUGUGUGAUCAUCUGAGGAGUGAUCCUGAGACUCUGGGGGCCUGAGUCAAAAUGUUUGUUUUCAAGUGCCCACACCUUUUUUUUUUUUUUCAUUCCAGUUGCCUGGAUUUCAAAGAAUUCUCCAUGUGAUUUGUAUCUUCUAUUGUUUCUUCUGAAGUUAUGGAUGGAAUCUUUAAACUCUGAGAAAGUCUGAAAAUCAACUGCGAUGAUGAUGAUUGUUUGUCUACAACUAUUUAACAGAAAACGUGUGUGAAGCUCGAGGAAAGUGCACAACAGCUGUAUUAUUUGUAAAGAUGAAUUGUUAUUGUUGAUACGUCUGGCAUUUCUAAGUGGUUUGGCACUUUUAAUGUGCAGUAGUCUGAAAAACAUAUCAAUGCUUCAUACUCAAAGACCGUCAUUAAACAAAACAGAGUUCAAGAUGAAUGAAAA
This is a messenger RNA of Oreochromis aureus, 2260 nucleotides long. RefSeq names its product ETHE1 persulfide dioxygenase (gene ethe1). The transcript is spliced from 7 exons. The record is from RefSeq and is a predicted model, not a curated record. Gene Ontology annotation, biological process: glutathione metabolic process; hydrogen sulfide metabolic process. NCBI's taxonomy places the organism in Eukaryota, Metazoa, Chordata, Actinopteri, Cichliformes, Cichlidae. Gene Ontology annotation, molecular function: sulfur dioxygenase activity. Bases 304 to 1014 code for a protein of 236 amino acids.